Lampris incognitus (smalleye Pacific opah) is the source of this 1798-nucleotide messenger RNA. RefSeq names its product trafficking protein particle complex subunit 14 (gene trappc14). Gene Ontology annotation, molecular function: alpha-tubulin binding. The transcript has 13 exons. NCBI's taxonomy places the organism in Eukaryota, Metazoa, Chordata, Actinopteri, Lampriformes, Lampridae. The record is from RefSeq and is a predicted model, not a curated record. Gene Ontology annotation, biological process: cilium assembly. Gene Ontology annotation, cellular component: TRAPPII protein complex.
AUGGAGUCGCAAUGCGAGUAUUUCAUGUAUUUCCCCGCGGUGCCAAUCUCAGAUUUAUCAGAUCCGGCACGGUAUCGGACCUUACCCCGAAGAAGUCACCUUUAUCUGGGGGAAACGGUGCGCUUUCUCCUUGUGCUGCGGUGCAGAGACGCUUCCAAGACGUGGAAAGAAUUGGCUGGGUCUUUGUGUGCCGUGGCCAGUAUCAGUCCCGGAGAGGGCAGCCGACACCGGACCCACCACCACCAGCAGCAUUAUUACCAUGAUUACCAGAGCAGCGGAGACGAGGGUAACGAGGAGGCAGAGGAGCAAGACUACAUUGCUGCAGCCGAGGCUGCCAUCGCUGCUCUGGGCAGCAGGGUAGAUACACGCUGCCACACCUUCAGAGACUGCAAACCUCUCCUCAUCCACAACACAACAGGGACUGGCACUCGGGAGUUCCGCAGGGCACCUGUCCAGUCUCCCCUAGAUGAGCCUGUUGUACUGACUGAUGAGGUCAUCUUCCCCCUCACCGUGUCUCUGGACAAGCUCCCAGUCAGCACCCUCAAAGUCAAGGUGAUGGUCACAGUGUGGAAGAGAGAGGCAGAGAAAGCUGAGGUCCAGGAGCACGGCUACCUGAGCGUCUUACAGCAGCGAGUCCCCACCCACACCUUCAGACAUGACCUCAACACCUUUAAAGCACAGGUGAGUACAACUCUGACAGUCUUGCCUCCCCCCACUGUCCGCUGCAAGCAGAUGACCAUCUCUGGGAAGCACCUGACCGUCCUGAAAGUGCUGAAUGAGUGCUCUCAGGAGGAAGUUAGUGUGAAGGACAUUAGAAUAUUACCAAACCUCAAUGCCUCUUAUCUUCCCAUGAUGCCUGAUGGCUCUGUGCUGUUGGUGGACAAUGUGUGCCAUCAGUCAGGAGAAGUUGGCAUGGCGUCUUUCUGCAGGAUGGAGAGUAUUGCGUGUCGUUUACCCAGCAUGCUGAGCCCCCUGGAAGAACAUGACUUUCUAUUCCAGCUGCACCUCAAUGACAUGCCACUGGAUAACUCCACAGAGGGACUGGAGGUUCCCCUGGUUGCUGUGCUUCAGUGGUCAACUCCCAAGAUGCCUUUCACCAGCUGCAUCUACACACACUACAGAUUGCCCAGUAUCCGUCUGGACCAGCCGCGGUUCGUGAUGACCGCCAGCUGCCCCAGCACAGCCGAAGUCAAAGAGCACUUCCGGGUCAGAUACGUCCUACUUAACAAUCUGCAGGAUUUCCUGGCUGUCCGGCUGGUCUGGACACCAGAGGGUACCCAACACUGAAUAUAUUUGUGUGAGAGAGAGAAAGAAAGACUUUGUGCAUGUGGGGCAGUAGUGUGUCACACCCCUCUCUGCAACCUGGGUCACUGUCGUAAAGGCAGCACCCUCUCCUUCACCGUGACCUUUCAAAUCCUCAAACCGGGGCUGUAUGAGUUGAGUCAACAUAUGAAGUUGAAGCUCCAGUUCACAGCAUCAGUGUCAAACCCUCCUCCAGAUGCGCGCCCUCUCUCACGGAAGAAUAGCCCAUCAAGCCCAGCAGUCCGGGACCUGUUGGACCGACACCAGGCCAGCCUGGGCCGGUCCCAGUCUUUCUCCCACCAACAGCCGUCUCGCUCCCACAUCAUGAGGACCGGCAGUGCCAUGGAGCGUCGGGCCAUCACCCCCCCUGUGGGGUCCCCCGUUGGCCGGCCCCUCUACCUGCCCCCCCAGGACAAGGCUGUGCUCUCGCUGGACAAGAUCGCCAAGAGGGAGUGCAAGGUCCUUGUGGUGGACCCCAUUGGUUAAAGAGCUCGAC